UCUCACUAUCUUUCCCUCUGUCUGCAAAAAUGUGUCUUUUAUUCUCUAGACUUGAAGGUCAACACGCUCUCCUUCAAAAUAAAAUCAAAGAUCACGUUUAGGACAAUUAAAAAUCUGUAUUGGAUUUAAAUUACAGCAGCACCAGGAUGGAUUUUUUGCCUCUCCAAAGUCUCUCUCUCUCUUUUUUUUUCUUUUUUUUUAUUGACGGCAUGUAUAAUCACACGCACCUCAUAAAACAUUUAUUGAUACAUAAAGACAUUAUUACCCUCCUUUGAAUGAAUACAAUAAUUUCACACAACUGCCGUUUCCGGCUUUAAAGCUUUUAAAAAAUUCAAACCAACCCUUAGAAAAUAUGUUUCCUCGCCGAAUAUUAACAAUGGAUUCGCCGCAUUGUUGAACGGAAAUGGCGUCUGUUAUUUUACAACAUGUUAUUACAUCUAUUUUACGAGGACUCCGUAAGUCUAUAAACCAUUUUACUAGCAUUGAGGGGUAUCAGGACGAUAUUAUAGGAGUUUUCUCAAACGUUAAGAUGCACUGAAUCCUCUGUGUGUGUGUGUGUGUGUGGAAAAGUGUCUUAUUCCUUCAUUUGCUGUAUUGUUGUAACGUCCUGCAGAACAGCCGCACAUGAGAAACCCAGAAUAGAAAUAAACAUUUGAGCGACUGUUUUCUCCCUGCAGUCACAUCUGACGGGGCUUUUUAUUAUUUGCGAAAUGAAAAGCUGAAUUAAACUUGACGAGAAGAAAAAAAAAGAAAGAGAGAGAGAGAGAGAGCAAGGGCAGGAUUGAUUUACUCGCUGUAUUGGUAAAUAUGACCACGUGAUCCAUGUAACCAAUCCCUGUAGAUGCAGGCCAGCAAAAAUACUAUGAUUGUUCAUAGAGGGAAGCUUCCCGUAACAGUGCAACCCUUAUUAUAUGAGUAGGAAGAGAUCAAAAAUGUCUUCCAGUGGCACUCUCAGUAACUGCUAUGUGGACGCUAUAAUGGGGCAGGAGCCGGAGGAUGUGUACGGUGCUCGUUUUAUUCAGGCUCCACACAUGGUGACCCCGAGGCCGUCAGGUGCUGGGGACAGCGCAGACUUCUCCUCUUGCAAUUUUGCGCCAAAGUCCGCCGCCGUUUUCUCGUCUUCUUGGUCUUCGGUUCACCCGCAGGGGAUUUAUCAUCCAUACGUGCACCACCACCACCACCACCACCAGUCCCAUCUCCCCGCUUCGGACGGCAGAUAUGUAGGCGUCCGAUCCUGGAUGGACCCCAUCUCCAACCACGUUUCGUUUGCCGGAAUUCACCCAAGCAGUCGGCAGUACGGGACAAAGCCGGAGGUUUUGCCACCGAAAGCUGCGGAGUGUGACACGUUGGAGGCAGAGGCUCGAGGUCCGCUCGCCGGUGAAUACGCGUGUGGAGUAUCGGAGUGUCCAGAAAAAGCGACCAAAGAGCACAGUGGAAGUGAGCUUUCGAGCCACAGCGAGCCCAAAGAGGAGAAACAACAACAACUUGACCCAAACAACCCCGCAGCAAACUGGAUUCACGCACGCUCAACAAGAAAGAAGCGAUGCCCGUACACAAAAUAUCAGACUUUAGAGCUGGAGAAGGAGUUCCUCUACAACAUGUAUUUGACAAGAGACCGACGCUAUGAAGUCGCCCGCAUACUCAGUUUAACCGAGAGACAAGUGAAGAUCUGGUUCCAGAACAGGAGGAUGAAAAUGAAGAAGAUGAACAGAGAGAGGAGCGGCAAGGAGCACUUAUGAAAAAAGAAAAAGAAAGAAAAUCACUGCUGCCAUUUCACACAUUUAAUGUUUGUACCAAGGAAAGCCAUCUGAACAAUUACAUUUAUUUUGGUAGGAGCCUUGUUAUUAUUAUUUAGACCCUCUGAGGUAGCCUAACAUGUCGUGUGAGUGUCAUUAGGCGUUGGCAUCGAAAUCACAUGCGCAGAGGACACAGACAUGGAUCCGUCAAAUACUGUUUGAAGCCAUCUGCAAGUCUGUUUUACGCCAACAAACACACUCAAAAUGUGUUCAGUAUCCUCCCGCAGUGGGGGGGAAACGUGCCUAUGUGUAUUGCCUUUCUAGAUGUUCAGAAUGUGGAGUUGAAUAUAAACAUUUUCACAGCUUAAACUACUUUGACUUGAUGUCUGUGUCAGCACACACACAUGGAGACACUGCGUCAGGAAACCAUUUUUGUUUUGUUUUGUUUUUGUCAUUGUAUGACCCCAGAAAUAGUUUUUUUGCUUUCACAGUUUGGCUUUAUAUAUUUUAAUCUACAGCUUGGUCCCGUUUUCGUGCGCCAUUGAUGGUUUCAUUUGCGUAUCUUUGUGCGUAAUUUUGGGGGAUUUUUCAAUCCCCCCCAAAAAAUGUUCCUUGAGGCAGUAAGACUAUACUUCUGCCAGCAAGUCAGACUAUUGACUUACUUUUGCUGCUAAAACAGCAAAAGUAAGCCAAUAGUCUGGAUUUAACUAUUUAUAUUUUUCACAUUUGCAGCCAAGAAAUGAAUCUGCGGAGAUUUAAAGGGAUUAAACUACUCCUUUAAUCCUUAAACGAGGCCACAUGUGUAGGCCUAUGGUUGCAUUUCACCUUUUUCUAAAAAAAAAAAAACGGAUUUGAAACUUUAAAACAACGAGUAAUAAAGUGUUUACGAUUGGGAGAGGUGUUGCGGCGGAUUUCCAAUUUAUUGUCCAACUUGUACGAAUAAUUACUUUAAAGCAGGAAGAAACGCGGUCCAAUAAAGCUAUAGAAAUGGCUAGACGUCUGGCCUAAAUGACUUUAUGGUCCUGGCCAGUAAUUACACUCUCCUUUGAAAAGCUUCUUUCUUUGGGGCGUUUGCGUCUGUUGCUGACAAACAGAAUGUUAGACACUUUUCCACAGGGUGUCUGCUCGAUGAAUUGUUUUCAGGAGGAAAUCAUCCCCCCACCUUUUAAUGGUCACGUUUAUUCAUCAACUGCACUUCCCACCGAUGGGAAGAAAAAACAAAAAAACUUCACUUUGACUGGUGUUGGAUGUAGUUUAACUCUCUCUGAUGAAUUUAUUUUAUUUUCACAUGAGAGAAAACGUGUCCUGAUUUUACCCCACACAGGACAAACCACAGGAGGCUCACAGUGAAGCAGAUUUGUAUGAUUUUUAAUUGAAUUUAAACUUAUGCAAACACAUUUCUAUACAAUUCUAGUAUAUAUAAUAUAUAUUAUUAUAUUCCACUGAAAUUGUGCACAGUUGAAUACAAUGUGUCUGUGUGCUGGAGCUUCAGUGGGAAAGAAAUGAGAGCGCUAGAGGGCGAUAUUGUCCUUUCAGUGUCAGUUACUGCAGUUCAUUCACAGCUGGAACAUUUAAGCAACACAUGGACCAUACCAUCCAACAUGCACUCAUGAAUCCAGUGAUUUAUAUCAGGGAGAGGGGGAAACGGGUUUAAAAAGAACAAAUCUCUGAAUAUUCUUUAUAAAACUUCAUGUUUUCUGACCUGGGAACUCACAUUUUGUGUUAUUUCAAAUAUAAAGCGACAAUGAUCAGCAGAUUUUUCCAUCCUGAGUCGACAAAACUAAA
Larimichthys crocea (large yellow croaker) is the source of this 3521-nucleotide messenger RNA. RefSeq names its product homeobox D9a (gene hoxd9a). Gene Ontology annotation, cellular component: nucleus. The record is from RefSeq and is a predicted model, not a curated record. The coding region runs from base 912 to 1739 and encodes 275 amino acids. Gene Ontology annotation, molecular function: RNA polymerase II cis-regulatory region sequence-specific DNA binding; DNA-binding transcription factor activity, RNA polymerase II-specific. The transcript has 2 exons. Lineage: Eukaryota; Metazoa; Chordata; Actinopteri; Sciaenidae. Gene Ontology annotation, biological process: proximal/distal pattern formation; anterior/posterior pattern specification; regulation of transcription by RNA polymerase II.